Molecule: messenger RNA, 2580 nt
Organism: Zasmidium cellare ATCC 36951
Lineage: Eukaryota; Fungi; Ascomycota; Dothideomycetes; Mycosphaerellales; Mycosphaerellaceae
Exons: 9
Coding region: 1-2580 (859 amino acids)
Biological process (GO): proteolysis
Cellular component (GO): cytoplasm
Molecular function (GO): calcium-dependent cysteine-type endopeptidase activity
Source: RefSeq, a predicted model, not a curated record
AUGAAGUCGGGCUUCUAUCGCCUGAGGGAAAGAGCAGAUCCAGAGCCAGCUCCAGGACCUACGCCCUUUCCCAUCAAGAUCGUCGCCGACCAGCCUGCUCCACCGGAUACCUCUAUACUAGACAAUGUCCCUCUCCCGGGCGUCAAACGCAACGAUGAGUUCUACGCACCAUGGGAAAAGUUCUUGGCUGUAGAGCCGAAGAGAGCGAAGAAGCUUUCGAGGUCAGCGAGAGCAACAGUAGCGGAGAGAAAGGCCGUGGAGAAGUCGCCAGAAGGUGGACUGGCAGUCAAGGAGAAUGCGGCUCGGUCUUGGGAGGAGGCUGCGGCUCAGUGCAAAGCCAAAGUCCAGGCAAUCGUUGCAGAAUGCGAACGACUGAAUGAGAAGUAUCGUGAUAGGGACUUUGAUCUGGAAGGUGGCCCCAACUGCCUGCAAAGUCUGAAUGGCCGAUAUGCAUACUCAAUGCCUGCAGAUGAUGAAGAUCCUCCGCCUUGGGUCAAGCGAGUAGAGGACAUCUUCGAAAAGCCACAAUUCUUCAUCGAUGGCGCAGACGCUACGGAUGUCCAUCAAGGAAGCAAUGGCGACUGCUGGUUCCUGGCUGCGUGCAUGGCCAUUGCGGCGAAAGGACAGGAACUAGUUGACAAGCUGUGCGUGGCCAAAAACGAGAAAGUUGGAGUAUACGGGUUUGUAUUCCACAGAGACGGCGAGUGGAUACACGAGGUCAUCGACGACAAACUCUUCCUUCGAGUUGGCGACGAUGACGACUUAAAUGUUGUCAGAGACUGGGAUGUUGAAAAGAAGCUAGGUUCCAAAAUCGCCUACGACGACGAAAAGCUCAAGGACGUGCUUCAAAAAGGAGGGACGGCACUAUACUUUGGCCACUGCAAAUCGAACGAGACCUGGCUCCCAUUGAUUGAGAAGGCAUACGCCAAAGCCCAUGGCGACUACGCAGCAAUAGAGGGUGGCUACGCAUCAGAGGGCACCGAAGACUUGACGGGUGGAGUCGCGGUGUCUCUCAAUCCAGAAGACAUCAUGGACAAGGACAAAUUCUGGAAAGAGCAGCUCUUGAACGUCAACAAGAGAUAUCUCUUCGGUGGAGGAAGCCAGCAAGGGGAUAAGAAGGGCUUUAUUGGCGGCCAUGCAUACGCCGUGCUUGAGGCUUGGGAGGAGGGCGAUCUUCGACUUCUCAAGAUUCGCAACCCUUGGGGCGAUACGGAAUGGGAGGGCGAUUGGUCUGAUGGAUCGAAGCUGUGGACUCCUGAGAUGAUGACCAAAUUGAAACAUACGUUCGGCGACGACGGCGUCUUCUGGAUCAGCUACAAAGACUUCCUCAAGCACUUCGCCAGAAUCAACCGCGUCCGCCUCUUCGACGAGAACUGGUCCGUCAGCCAACAAUGGACCUGUGUCCAAGUACCCUGGACGGUCGACUACCUAGACACACACUUCCAGUUCACCGUCACGGAACAAGGCCCCGUCGUAAUCGUCCUCUGCCAGCCUGAUGACCGCUUCUAUCAUGGGUUAGGAGGCCGCUACAUCUACAGCCUCCACUUCCGCCUCUACAAAGUCGAAGACGACUCGCACUAUAUCGUCCGCUCAAUGCACAGCAGCGGCGCAGAUACAGUCUACACGCGGUCCGUCUCCGCCGAAGUCGACCUCGAGCCAGGAGCAUACCGAGUCGUAUUCAAAGUCACCGCCGUCCGCGCCAACGCCGCCUCGACAGCGGAAGAAGUGAUAUUCAAAUGCGCAGACUCUCGCAAGGAGAAGUUGCUACAUGUCGGCCGGCGAUUCGAUUACGCUCAAUCGAAGGGUGACUUGAAAGGAAUGGAGGAGAGGCUGAAGAAGGAGAAGAAAGAGGAAAAGCGUGAGAAGCAGUUGAGCAGCAUGAAGAAGAUCCGAGGUUUAAACAAGCAGGAACGAGAGCGGGCGAGGCAGAGGAAGAAGCGGGUCAGCGAUGCUAUGAAGGAGAAGAGGAAGGCUUUUGAGGCGAAGAGGCGAGAGAAAGAGGAGAGUCGAAAGCAGCGCGAUGUGGACAAGGCUGACGCUGACGUCCAAACCGAGACGAACGAAGAAGACACCAAGCCUGCCGUGGAAGAUCCGCCUUCGACUACACAAGACGAACAACCCAACACCUCCUCCAACGACGCCCCCAACCAAGAACCCCAACCCCCAAAACCCGACCUCUCAAGCAGACUCUCCGCCCUCACCCUCAACACCACAACCACAGCCAAAUCCCCCAUCUCCCCCCUCGACUCCGACACCGACUCCCCCGUCUCCCCCAUCUCCGAGCUCGCAGACGACGACUUCGACUGGGAUCCAGAAAUCGACCCACCCCUCUUCUCCUCCGACUUCGAAACCACCCUGCCCUCCCCCGGUAGCGCAGGAGGCGGCUCAGACAAACGAAAACGCAGCGGCAACGGCAACGGAGGGAUUUUCGGCGAUGACCCCUGGAAUGCGUUGUGUGUGUUGGGGCUGAGGGUUUAUUCGACGUGUAAGGAUUUGAAAGUUGCGGUUGUUAAGGAGGAGGAGGAGGUUGAAGGGGAGGGGGAUGGGGAGGAUGAUGGGGAGGGGGAGUUGGAUGAGUGA